AUGACGCAGUUGAGUCAGCUCCGCACGUGGCGGCGGCGACCUACACCCGCCGCUCUGUCAGUCAUUACACUAAUCGGGUGGCUUUUCCCCUUCGCGACUCGAUCGGUGGCUUCUGUAAGGCUCUCCCCAAUUCUCAGUCGGACUGAGGCGUGUACCCACCGCAUUUGUUCUUGUGGGACUUCUCCAGCUUUUCGCCCGCCGAAUCCGCCAUUUGCGGCUCCUGGCCCGCAGACUACGCCGCGCACCACAGUGCCAUCCGGCAGGCUAGCGCAGCCGCGCACCGCGGCGCACGUGGAGCUCGUCAAGCGCACCAGGAGGAGCAAAAUUCUGGCGUGGUUCACCGCGCCGCCCCCGCACCCAUACGAUCGUGCUAUUCGCUUCCGAACCUUUGAGUGGCUGGAAGGGUGCGGUGGGUAUGGCGACGCGCUCAAUGGGCUAUUGUUCGCGUUUGUAACGGCCUUACUUGACGGCCGUGCUCUCAUCGUCCGGCACGACUGCCUACCGGCUGCGUUCCUCUCGGCCAUGAUCGACUGCCAGCUGUCUGACGACGUGCCUCUAGAUCCCGCGACCGUCGUCCCUCCAUUAGACUACUACGGCGACGGCGUGGUCGCUGCGCGCCCGCCACCUGCGAAGGCAGGGGAAGUGGUGCGACUAGACCUACGAAACAAGCGUGUGGAGCUCGAGAUCUAUUUCAAGGAGCUUGAGAAUGCGACUAAUAUCCGCGUGGCGGCAAAUCGGGGCAUGCUGACGCACUUGGCAACCAAAGCGGAGGGCGCAUGGGCAGACAGAUUCAAAGCCAUGGGCAUACGGGCUGCCCAUACGCUGUGGGGUGCUUUCACAGGUUCCUACUGCGGUGAGCGAUGGGCGCCGUGUGACGAGGUGAAGGAACUCUUCCACAGCACGAUGCAGAAUCUGGAAGCACAGAAGGCGCCAGGCAGCAACAGCAGCAGCAUCAGCAGCCACGUGGCAACGUUGGGCAUUCACAUCCGCGUGCAGGACGAUGUGGUGUGGGCGGGUGACCGAGGUGCGCCCAAGGAGCUGAGCAUGCAGGACGUGGAGGCGCUGGUGGGGAACGCAAAGCAGUGGCUUGACUGUGCUGCGGUGCGGGAUUGGGGUGGGGAGGGAUGGGCAGCUUAA
Messenger RNA from Closterium sp. NIES-65, 1137 nucleotides. Lineage: Eukaryota; Viridiplantae; Streptophyta; Zygnematophyceae; Desmidiales; Closteriaceae. The record is from the annotation of a GenBank genome assembly.